AUGUCGAGCACCUUCUUUGGAGCGCUUACACAGGGCGCCAAGUUCAGCGGCACCACGUUCCAACAGGACAAGCAGCAGUUCAAUCAAUUGAAAAAAGGAGCCAAGAAAGAGGCUGAAAAGACCGUAGAGACUGAUGAAUUGGAUUUUUUCGGCUAUAAUGAGGUCAAAAAACUUCAAGAGAAGACGCUCAGACCUUGCAAGAUCAGUGUCGAGAUGGUGCCAGAGUGCGCAGGCAACGACUUGACCAUUAAACCCCGUAAGGUCAAAGGUAGCAAACCUCGUCGCAAGCGUAAAUUGAGUGAAGGUGCACUCGAGGAACAACGUCUGGAGGAUGAAAAUCGACUGCAAGCAUCACAACUUCUUGCUCCACCUAAGACGAAGGCUGGGAAACGAAAGGAAAAACGUACUCGUCGACGAUCGCGCACAGAGUCAAUGGAAAGCGAGGCAACAUCACAGCAAUCGGAUGGGGAAACUGCUGUAUCAAGUGAGGAGGAGAAGGAGGAGGAGGAGGAGGAGGAAGGAGAGUUGGUGAGCUUGUUCAAGUUCAAUGGUGAAAAUGCAGACGACAAAGUGACGGUUGGAAAGCCAAUAAAGAAGCCGAAGAAAGAAUUUACGGAAGCUAGUAAGAAGAACAUUAUUGCUGCUGCUGAACAAGAGGGCGUACAGAUGCUUCGACGUCAGCUUGGCAUUCGUGUAAGCGGUGUGGCCGUCCCAGCACCGAUUACUUCAUUUGCUGACAUGCGCUUGGACUCCAGUACGAGUGCGCAGCAGAUGAAACGUCUGCUUUUGCAGAACAUUGAACGCUCCGAGUACAAGGAACCUACGUCUGUGCAGAUGCAAGCUAUUCCCAGCUUUUUACUUCGACGCGAUGUGCUGGCCACAGCACCUACAGGAUCCGGUAAGACUGCAGCUUUUGCGAUUCCGAUGCUAGCAAACCUUGCAUCCGGUAGUGAGACAAGCAGCGGUAUCCGUUCAAUCGUUUUGGCUCCUGCUCGUGAUCUGGCAGUGCAAAUUCGUGCUGAGUUCAUGCGCCUCGUUGUAGGCAAAAAGAUGCACAUUACGUUACUGUCAAAAGCCACUGCUGCUACCAUCGUUUCUCAUACGAAGAGCAAACUGGCUGUGAACCACGACGUGCUGGUUGCUACUCCGCUUCGUCUUGUGCACUUGAUCCGAGAAGCAAAGGUUGACCUUUCAACCGUUGAAAUCGUAUGUCUUGAUGAAGCAGAUAGACUGUUGGAGCUCGGAUUUGUGGAGCAGGUCGAUGAGAUUUUUGCUGCUUGUACUCACGCUAAGGUCCAGCGUACCAUGUUUAGUGCCACAAUGCUGGAGGGAGUGGAGGAGCUUGCUCAAACCGUGCUGCGCGACCCUGUAAAGGUGGUUGUGGGGACGAAAAACGCCGGUGCGAGUACGAUUGAUCAAAAACUGGUCUUUGUGGGCAAGGAAGAAGGCAAACUUGUUGCCAUGAAGCAAUUGUUGCACGACGGGUUUCAGCUUCCCGCGUUACUUUUUGUGCAGAAUAAGGAACGUGCAAACGAAUUAUAUCACGAGUUGCUGUACGAUGGAGUGAACAUCGGUGCUGUUCACGCGGACCGUACCAAAGAGCAGCGUGACGAUGUGAUCCGGCGUUUUCGCAUUGGAGAAGUUUGGGUGCUCAUUUGUACAGACCUCAUGAGCCGUGGUAUGGACUUUAAGGCCGUGAAUAUGGUCAUCAAUUACGACUUCCCGCAGAGCGCUAUUAGCUAUAUUCACCGCAUCGGUCGCACGGGUCGAAAUGGACGUAAAGGCAAUGCCAUUACCUUUUUCACGGAGGAUGAUAUGGUAUACCUCCGAACAAUCGCUAAUGUGAUGAAGAUUUCAGGCUGCGAGGUUCCUGACUGGAUGCUGUCGUUAAAGAAAGCUAGUGUGUCGAAGAGGAAGGAGCUUCUGAAAGCACCUCUUAUGCGGCACCGCAUUAAUACGGUGUCCGGAUACGACCUUCAGAAGGCAAAUCGCUUGCAGCAGAUGAAGAAUUCGAAACGCAGCAAGGGCGGACAAACGAAUAAUCCAUCUGAGCCAAAAAGCGACGAGAAGAAGCAGGAGCAUCUUGGUAAUCGCAAAAAGAAGCACAAGAAGAACUCGAGGACGAGUAAAUUGAGCAACUCAGACAAGUAA
Molecule: messenger RNA, 2151 nt
Organism: Peronospora farinosa
Lineage: Eukaryota; Oomycota; Peronosporomycetes; Peronosporales; Peronosporaceae
Source: the annotation of a GenBank genome assembly